This is a messenger RNA of Condylura cristata (star-nosed mole), 782 nucleotides long. It is a transcript of the gene ZC3H18, whose product is annotated as zinc finger CCCH-type containing 18. The coding region runs from base 9 to 782 and encodes 257 amino acids. The record is from RefSeq and is a predicted model, not a curated record. Lineage: Eukaryota; Metazoa; Chordata; Mammalia; Eulipotyphla; Talpidae. The transcript is spliced from 4 exons.
GGGUACCGAUGGAUGUGGCCGAGAGCCCUGAACGGGACCCUCGCUCUCCAGAGGAUGAAGAAGAGGAGCCGCAGGGGCUGUCGGACGAUGACGUUCUGCGGGAGAGUGGCUCUGAGCAGGAGGGGGAGGGUGCGGCCGGGAGGGCUUCCGACCUGGAGGAGGAGGAAAGUGCCGCCCCGGGGCUGGGCCCGGGGCCAGAGGAGAGCCGCUCCGACGAGGAGGACCAGGACCAGGACUCUGAGGCUCCGGAGCUGAAUCAGGGGCCGGCCAGCCCCCCGCGUGCGGAGGAGGACCGCGCCAGCGACCUGCGGGACGAGGCCUCCUCGGUCACCAGGGAGCUGGACGAGCACGAGCUGGACUAUGACGAGGAGGUCCCCGAGGAGCCGGCGUCCGCCGCGCCGGAGGACGAGGCCGACAAGGCCGGGCCCGAGGAUGAGGAGGACAAGGGAGAAGGCGCUCCCGGCACAGAGGGGACAGCGGCUGCUCGCGGCGGAGAGGGCAGGGAGCCCCCGGAGGCCGGCAAGGAGAAGAAAAAGGAGGACGACGACGGCGAGAUCGACGACGGCGAGAUCGACGAUGACGACCUGGAAGAGGGUGAAGUGAAGGACCCCAGUGACAGGAAGGUGAGGCCUCGUCCCACCUGCCGCUUCUUCAUGAAAGGUGUUGUGGCACCCCUGUCCACUCUGCUUCCACCAAUACCAAAUUCCAUGCCACUCAGAGGCCAGUUUGUGGCUGGCAGUCCACUGGACGAGAUUCACUUAAGUUCCUUGCAGCAGCCAUAG